AUGGAUAAUAAGGAAUUGGAGUUUUUUGAGUCUGUCGAAGAGGAGGAUGUAUGCUCUCUAGAAGGAGAGUCGAGUGAAGAAGGUGGCAGAGCCAGUCGUCCAGUGAUAAUUAUUUCGAAGCCAAGAGUUAGUGAAGUAGAAGCAAGAGUUACACCAAGAGUUAUAAUCCAGAAGCCAACAGCUUCCCCUUAUAAAGAUAGCCGUAGGGUGCCUUGGAAUUAUAACUGUAGUAUAACAGUUUCAGAGAAGGAGGGUUCGAUUAACACGUCAAACAUAGAAGUCGAACCAGUAAAAGGGAAACUCAUCAUGUUUAAGAAAGAAGCAGAGGGAUCAGAAUCACAGGUUAAUGAGCCAGUAAUGGAAACUGAAGCUAAUGAGUUUUUGAAGUUCCUAAGACACAGCGAGUAUAGUGUCGUAGAACAACUACACCAACGACCGGAUCGUAUAUCGGUAUUGGCUCUGCUGUUAAAUUCGGAGGUCUACCGUAAAGCAUUGAUGAAAGUGUUGAACGAGACCUAUGUUGCAGAUGACAUUUCGGUUAACAAAUUAGACCGGGUAUACGCUACCGGAGUAUUAGUUGAUAAUGGGUCCGCAUUGUACGUGUUACCGUGGGCUACAUUAAACCGUUUACCUAUAGACAGUUCUCAUAUGAAGACGUGUCAGAACAUAGUAAGAGCAUUUGAUGGCACAAAAAGGAAAGUAAUGGGGAGGAUAGAAGUACCUCUUCAGAUUGGCCCAAACACAUACGAGGUAGAUUUCCUCGUGAUGGAUAUUAGGCUUUCCUAUAACUGUCUAUUAGGAAGACCUUGGAUUCAUUCAGCUGGGGCAGUGCCAUCCUCGCUGCACCAGAAGCUAAAGAUGGUUACUGAGGGUUGGCUAAUAACAAUAAAUACGGAGGAGGACAUUAUUGCGUCAGUUACCAGUGAUGCACCCUACAUAGAGAAUGACAACGAAGUAGUUGAAUGUUCAUUUCGAUCAUUAGAGUUUGUAAACACAAUGUUUAUAGCUGAAGGAAACAGGAUUCCGAUACCUAGGAUAUCAGGAGCUACGAAAAUGAGCCUGCAGUUGACAGUUGGAAAAGGGGCGUUACCUGGCAGAGGACUCGGGAAGCACCUCUGUGGACAAGUUAGAGUACCAGUCUUGGAGAGGAUAAAAGAAGGAAUGGUCGGAGAUGUAAUGGGAAUUUGGAGCGUCAACGCCACAUUUGAAGAGGAAGCAAUAGAAAGGAAUUUAUCAGGCAUUUGCCCGUAUGAGCCUGAGAGUGUUUUGAAUAAUUGGACUGUAGAAGAAAUUCCUGUAAUCUUUAGAGAUAACAUAGAGCCCCCGGAUGUCAACGUCAUGAGUAAUGCUGAUACGAGCCCGGAAAAUCCUUUUGAGCAAGAUAUACGCUUUGAGGGAUUUCAAGAGUUUGAAGAGGACGAAGAUCGUGGUUUAUCUCCCGAUUUGUUAAGGAUGAAGGAGCGAGAAGAUGAACAGAUCCUGCCACACAAAGAGACUACUGAGAUUGUGGCCCUGGAAGAGGGGAAGGAAGUUAAAAUUGGCACUUGCGUUAACGAGAAAACAAGAUGA
Gossypium arboreum is the source of this 1569-nucleotide messenger RNA. RefSeq lists its product as uncharacterized. The transcript is spliced from 4 exons. NCBI's taxonomy places the organism in Eukaryota, Viridiplantae, Streptophyta, Magnoliopsida, Malvales, Malvaceae. The record is from RefSeq and is a predicted model, not a curated record. Bases 1 to 1569 code for a protein of 522 amino acids.